AAUGUCAGUGUCUGCUUACUGUAUAUUUUGCUACAGACAAAUAGGAACCUCAGGUUCAGCCACAAAAACACACCUACCCUGGAAUGAUAUCAGAAGCAUUGCAUUUUUUUUCUUUUUCAAACUUCUCUGCCAGUUAUUUCUUCAACAUGUAGCUGCUGCCUCUUGUCUGCAUGCCAAAUUCUUAUGGUCUCACAAAGACGGAAGCUGGUAGCAGUGGUUGUGGGGCAAAUCUCCCAAUUCAUGCUGAGGAAAAGAAAUUAUUCAUGAUAGGAAAAAUUGCAAAGGUAACUGGAUCGCUUGUACUAGGAGGUUUUGUAUUCAUUACAUAUGAAGUCCUGUCCUUAAAUAAGUUGCUGCAAAUUGAUACUCAAGCUCUACAUCAAGAAAAACUUAAAUCAUAUGUAUACGUACGUACAGCUUCUCUAAAUCCAAGUGAAUAUCAAGGGAUCACAUACAAAGCCAGAAAAGAAAUCCAUAAAGCAGUGAGGAAAAUUCUAGAAACUGAAGCUAAAAUAUUCCGGAGACCUUUUAAUGAACAAUUCAGUACAUUUGAUGGAGAAGAGCAUGAAUGUGCCUUAUGGCUUCUCUUAAAGAGAACUCAGUCAGAAGACAAAAUGGUCCGACUGCAGGCUGUACAAGACCUGGCAAGCAACAGUCACUGGCGUGAUUAUCAAUAUGGUACAGUUGCUCAAACCUGUGAUCAAAGGACUGCUAUAGGUUUGGCUCGAUCCAAAGGUGUUGACCUUCGCUUUUUCCUGCCUCCACCACCAUUGCCAAAAAUAAAGACUGAUUAUCCCAUAGAAGAUGAGCUUCGCUUGUUGUUAGUAUCUUUACCACAGACUGGUCUUGAUCCAUGUGUUCAGUACUUCACAUCUCUUGCUUUACGUGAAAGUAGCCAGACUCUUGCUGCACAAAGGGGAGGCUUAUGGUGUUUUGGAGGAAACGGACUUCCAUAUUGUGAGACAUUGAGUAAAAUCCCUUCAGAAACAGUGGAACUCUUUUGCUUGCAGGCUUUAGUACAGCAUUCUAAGAUUUCUUCUCACUGUGAUAAAAUUGAAGCUAAAGGAGGCCUUCAGCUACUACAGAGGAUAUACCAGCUACGUAAAGAUUCAGCAAAGAUACAGAGGAACAUAAUUCGCAUUAUUGGAAAUAUGGCUUUGGAUGAACAUCUUCAUUCAUCCAUAGUACGUGCAGGUUGGGUUUCUGUACUUGCUGAAGUAAUGAAAUCCCCACAUAUCAUUCAGUCUUCUCAUGCAUCCAGAGCUUUGGCUAAUCUAGACAGGGACAUGGUGGAAGAAAAAUACCCAGAUGGCGUUUAUGUCUUACAUCCACAGUAUCGUAGCAGUCAACCCAUCAGAGCAGACAUCCUUUUUGUUCACGGUCUUUUGGGAGCAGCAUUUAAAACCUGGCGACAGCAAGACAUUGACAGGCAUUUGGAUAAAAAGGUCUCAGAAGGUGAAGAGGACUAUAGUCAGUGCUGGCCAAAGACAUGGCUGGCUUCAGACUGUCCUUCCCUUAGAAUCCUAUCUGUAGAAUAUGACACCCAUUUGAGUGACUGGAAAGCAAAAUGUCCUGUUGAGGCUCACAGGAAAUCUAUUGCUUACAGGAGCAGUGAGCUGCUUGACAAGCUCAAAGCUGCUGGGAUUGGAGACAGACCUCUGGUGUGGGUAUCUCAUAGCAUGGGUGGUCUUCUAGUCAAAAAGAUGCUGGUGGAUGCUUCCAAGAAUCCAGAAAUGGAUAAAAUUGUAAACAACACCAGAGGAAUCAUAUUUUAUAGUGUACCUCACCAUGGUUCCCAGCUGGCUGAAUAUUCUAUAAAUGCCAGAUAUCUUCUCUUUCCGUCUGUGGAGGUUAAAGAACUCAGCAAGGAUUCUCCUGCACUUAAAGAGCUGAAUGAUGACUUCUUGUCUUUUGCCAAAGACAAGAAAUUUUCAGUGCUGAGUUUUGCAGAAACCUUACCCACGCACAUAGGCAGCAUGUUAAAACUACAUGUCGUACCUUUGGAAUCAGCAGACUUAGGAAUUGGAGACCUUAUUCCGGUGGAUGUUAAUCAUCUAAAUAUUUGUAAGCCAAAGAAGAAGGAUGCUUUCCUGUACCAACGUACACUGAAGUUCAUUCAGGAUGUUUUAGCCCAAGAACUUAGAGAUUGAAUAUUUGCUAUCCUUGGCUAUUUGUGCCCUCUGUUUGGUGUGACACAGAAAGUUCUUAUUUGUUAGGGGAUCUGCAGAACUACACGAGUGCUAUGUCAGUAGUAUCUGCGGCUGAAUAAUUUUCAGUACAUCUCCAACUUAGACACCUCUGCAAUUUAUUUCUAAAAUACAUUCAAAACAAAUAUACACCUAGCAGAAAGAAAAUGUGUGCCCAAGAUAUCUUCUUUUAGCAAAAAAACACAAGCUUGCUUUGGAGACAGGUAAAUAUACAUCUGGGACAAAGUCUUAUAGAGAGGAUCAGAAACAAUUAACUGAGGUGAUUAUUUAUUGUGACAAAAAGGCAAAGAAGCUGCCGCAAAGUGUUGGUUUACUGUCUAUGCUAAGUAGUCUGACUGGAGCCUGGAGAAACAAUAUCCAAAUAAAUGAAGGUAGCAUUUUCGUCUAGUGGCCCAGUUAGAGGAGAUUUUGUCAUUUGCCUUUUCAUUUAUUAGAGCACCCAGAUUUGUCAACAAAUAUGGCAUCUAUUUUCUGCAUGAGAAAGAGAUGGGUUGGUAGGUUGUCUUGCUUAGACAACUGUCAUGGUUUUUACCUUGUCUGUUUUACUGAAAACAAAAGAAAAGAAAUAUUCAUUUUCUUGUACAUUUCUCUCCUAAUCUUAGCAAUGUGUGAGAUUCUUUCUUUAGGACAGCAUGUCUCUGGUCAGACACAGGGCAGUUCUGUGCCUGUUCACAAGGAAGAUACAGAACAGAGGCUUAGCUCUUCUGCUUUACUCUUAGGAUGUUCUGAGAAGAUGGUAUACGUUCAAAUCCCUGGCUCCUGUUUCUCUUACAGAACCUCUUCUUUAGCUGAUUUAAAGAAGAGUAUUGAAAAUGCUCAGGUGGAUUAAGAAAAAUGUGGGCCCUGACAAAAAAGCUCAUGUUUUAGUAGAGAAAAGUAAAGCAGGGAAAAAUUUGGAUGAUCAUAAGGCACCCCUGGAAAUGCAGAUCACCGCAGAUGUUUUGGUUUCUUGGGGCCCAAGUAUAUUUAUUGGUGUAGAUACAGAAAAAACCAGCAGUGUUGUCUUAUUUGAGUUUGUUUACGUUUAGGGUACCUUAACAGUACUGAUGAGAAAUCAGUAUUUUUAGACAAAAAAAUGGCAGUGCACAGUCACUUUUUUGAAGUCUUAGGUAGUUUGCACUGUAGUUAAAAGCAGCCUGGUCUAAUUGUGGUCUCUUUCCUUCCUUUCUUUACACCCCCAACCCUCUCUGAAAACAAGCAUAGGCUAUGAUAAGGCUGUAUUACCUUUGCUGACCAUUUGUUAAGUAAGGCCUGUACUGAUGACAGGCCUGGGGUGUCUCCUAACGUCACUUAUGUGAGAUGGAUCUAAUGUUACUGGCCUUAAAAUUAUGAAAGCUACCAGAGAGGUGGGAUGCACCUCGUGGUUCUGUGUGGGCUUGGUUCUGAUGCCAGUGGGCACUGCAGUCCUGCCAGUCCUGAGGCCACCUCAGCUGUUCCCACUUCAGAGCACUCCAGCCUAGGAAGACACUACAUCUUAAAAUACACUUCUAGAAGUUGAGCCUUGACAUGAGGGGGUCUGGUACUAAAAUUCACAAGAGCAGUACAGAGAAUGUGCAGCACUACACUGGCAACCCCCCCAACCAAGAUGUAGGUAAGAAUGCUGCAUUGCAGUGUUUCAUAUAGAAAAUGUAACAGACCUGUUGUAAUUUCUAAACAGCUUUAUCCUUUUUACACUGUGGUUUGACUUCAGUCUAAAUAUAGUAGUACACUUUGUAUUCACAAAGAAGAGAGUAUGUGGAAUUCAUUGUGAAUAGACAAGACUUCUAAUAAUUGACUGCUUGUUUAGUUUGACAAAUCUAUUGAUUUUAGUAGACUUCUUUGGCUUACAGGGAUUCAGAUCAAUGACAUUAAACAUUAAUCUUAGUAAAUGCAUCUAUGUUUUGUUACUGGAACUGGAAUUCCUAAGGCAAUGUUUUGCUUUUUGUAACUAUUUAUAUAUGUGUAACUUUUAAAACUAAUAUUUGGCAGGUGGGUUGUUGGAUUUGCGUUUUUUGUUGGGGUUUUUUUGGAAUAUAGUAAUAACAUGUGAUUUAAAAAAUGUCUUAGAUACAUUACAACAUGUAUUAAAGGUUAAUGAUCUGCCAAAUGAA
Molecule: messenger RNA, 4297 nt
Organism: Neopelma chrysocephalum (saffron-crested tyrant-manakin)
Lineage: Eukaryota; Metazoa; Chordata; Aves; Passeriformes; Pipridae
Gene: SERAC1
Product: serine active site containing 1
Exons: 17
Coding region: 171-2150 (659 amino acids)
Source: RefSeq, a predicted model, not a curated record